Molecule: messenger RNA, 463 nt
Organism: Xenopus laevis (African clawed frog)
Lineage: Eukaryota; Metazoa; Chordata; Amphibia; Anura; Pipidae
Gene: cst3.L
Product: cystatin C L homeolog
Cellular component (GO): vesicle; cytoplasm
Molecular function (GO): cysteine-type endopeptidase inhibitor activity
Source: RefSeq, marked provisional
GUUUAGCAAUGGAUGCGGCUGUGGUGUUUGUGUUGCUCGUAGUUGCGGCUGGCGCAUCGGCAUCUCGAGGAGGUAUGCUCCUUGGUGGGCAGUAUCCCGCCAGUGAGCAUGAACAAGGGGUGCAGAAAGCGAUGACGUUCGCCAUGCAAGAAUAUAAUAAACAAAGUAACGACAUGUUCCUCAACACGAUCACCAAGGUUAACGGAGUAACCAAACAGCUUGUGUCUGGUACAAUCUACCGUAUAGAUGCUGUCGUAAGCCGGACUGAGUGCAAAAAGUCAGCAGUUGGUGUUCAGAAUUGUCCUGUCCACACUGAUGGGAACUUUGCCAAGAGUAUGAACUGCCAAUUUGAGGUGUUGACUAUUCCUUGGCAAAGAGAAAAUAAACUGCAAAAGAAAACAUGCGACUAAUUCAAGAUCUUCCGUAUCAUUGAUAUUGUAACCAAGUUAAUCAAGUUAUCGAA